Molecule: messenger RNA, 1737 nt
Organism: Drosophila eugracilis
Lineage: Eukaryota; Metazoa; Arthropoda; Insecta; Diptera; Drosophilidae
Product: organic cation transporter protein-like
Exons: 6
Coding region: 78-1679 (533 amino acids)
Biological process (GO): transmembrane transport
Molecular function (GO): transmembrane transporter activity
Source: RefSeq, a predicted model, not a curated record
AGCGUAUAUACUAACAGCAACAGCCCUUCGUCGACAUCAGUCGGCUUUCUGCGAUCAAGGCAGUUUCUUGUGGCAAAAUGGAUCUCCAGCGUGUCCUGGAGAAAUGUGGAAACUUUGGUCCAUACCAGAUCCUGCUACUGGGACUCUAUGGCUAUACAAAUAUAGUGUCCUCGCUGCACUACUUUUCACAGACACUGAUUAGUUUCACGCCAUCACACAGUUGUUCUAAGCCUGAAGAUUUCCGACCAAAUUCCACAUCCCUGCUGACCUGUAGUGUUAUUCAUUACGAUGAAGAUUUAUCCUCUUUUCGAGAUUACAAAUGCACAUCCUGGGAUUUCGAAAGGGAAAGCAACUAUGAGAGUGUUACCACCGAGCUCGAGUGGGUUUGCGACGAUGCCUACAAAUUGGCAGUGGGUCAGUCCUUCUUUUUCAUUGGAUCAGCCCUUGGAAGUAUAUUCUUCGGUUAUUUAGCCGAUCGGAUUGGACGACUCCCUGCCUGCGUUUUGUCAACUUUGACAGGAGCCUCUGGAGAUUUCUUCACCUCAUUCGUUGGAAGCCUGCCUUGGUUCUCCUUCACACGCUUCAUUUCCGGACUAUCUAUGGACACACAGUAUGUCCUGAUGUACAUUUUGGUGUUCGAGUACUUGAGUCCUCAACACCGCACCUUCGGGUUAAACAUCAUUCUGGGUGUUUUUUACUCCAUUGGCCUAAUGAUUUCACCCUGGAUGGCCAUUUGGUUGGGUAACUGGCGUAGUUAUCUCUGGGCCGCCUCUCUUCCAGCCCUGGGCAUGCUACUUUUCCCUGUCUAUCUUCACGAAAGUGUGGAGUGGUUGUUGACUAAAGGAAAAUUCGACAAGGCAGUUAAUAAUCUGAAAAGUGUUGCUAAAUUUAACAGACGUCAAGUGGAAGACUCUGUGUUCGAUGAGUUCAUCAAGCAUUAUCGCGAGAAGUUGAACAGCUCGCAAAAGAAAUCUUCAGAUACUUUUAUGGGCAUGCUGAGAACUCCCAGACUGAGAAAGUUCACCAUUAUUCUGCUGGUCAAAUCAAUGAUAAUCACAAUUGCAUUCGACAUCCUUAGUCGUAAUGUGGAAGGCGUGGGAAUAUCACCAUUCAAACUCUUUUCCUACUCAGGAUUUGUCGUCCUUCCUGGUGGCCUCACCAUAAUCCUAUUCCAGAACAAAAUAGGUCGAAAGGGAAUGGCCUGCGCCUCGCUCUUUGUGGGUGCCAUUAUCACGGCGGCCACUGGUUACCUCGUAGGCACUCUAGACCCAGCUAACUACUCCGUACUCCUGGGAGUCAUGGUGUGCUUGGCGAGAUUUGGAGCCGUGGUUGCCUACGAUGCUGAGGCCCAGUACGCAGCAGAGAUUAUCCCAACAAGUGUUCGUGGAAGAGGAGUAGCUAACAUCCAUGUGGUGGGCAAUGCCUUUGCGUUCUUCAGUUCCUACAUCAUUUACUUGGGGACUUUCUACAAGCCACUACCUUCGUUCUUGAUUAGCUUCCUGCUUCUUAUUGGUGGUUGUUUGUGCCUGACUCUUCCGGAGACUUUGCACAAGCAACUUCCACAAACUCUGGAGGAGGGCGAGGUAUUUGCCAAGGGCGAGAAAUGGUAUUUCUUCCCCUGCUUUUCGCGCAAACAAAAAACAAAUAAAUCUGAAUCUCAGUUGGAAUCAGCCAACUAAACUACAAACUAGACAUAAUAAAUUUUUUAGAUGUAUAAUAAAACCAUACAAAAUAAUA